CAUGCUGUUUGGCAGACGGUUGUCAUAACACAACAAUCUCUUCGAAAACACGAUUAUUUGCAUCUGAAUUUUCCGCGCAUUUUCGGAAGGUUCGUUUCGGGGUUUAGUUGCAGAUUAUGUUGCUGUAAUUGGUCCCAACUCACGAAUGAUUUCGUGCCCACGCCUAGUGCCUUGCGAGUAGUGACGAACGAGUGCUCUUACAAGCGGAAUCGCAUUCUAAAAAAAUGGUGAUAUUGCAGCUCUUUGAGUAACGCGACGAGUGCAUUUCAACUGAAGCAAACAAUAGUGAUAAGAACAAGGCGAUGGCCACGGAAAUCGCUUCAUCUUCAGCACCGAUGAAUCCCACCGUAAUGGAUCAAGAACAGCACCAGCCGCGUACGGAUGAUACGUGCCAGGAAAAGUUUCACAAGGUGCUGAAUGCGUUUCUGAACCGCAGCUUCAAGAUCAACAACGAUGUCUAUCUGGAAAUGAUUGUCAGCCACCUGUCCGGCAAGUAUUGUGAAGACCAUCGGAAGCUGGUGAAAUCGCCGGAAGUGUUUCAAUGGUUGGAAACCAUCCUGCAGCAAUGGGAAAGCGAUCGUCCCCCAUCGACGGAUGUUGCCGCGUUCACGCUGCAGCUGCUGGCGAUGAUCGUGGAGAAUGAGUGGGAUUUUUCGCGCAUCCAAAACGGAAGCCGUAUGUUGGACCGGUUCCAGGAGUGCAUUCAGCGCAACGGAAAGAUGCAAAAUCCUUCCAUCAAGCUGGGCCAUGUGCUGGUGCUGAAAGCGAUCUCGCGCCACGCAAUGGGCAUGGCCUGGAUAAAGCAGUCCGGUUCUUGGCGCAUUUGUCUCGACUACUACAACGGCUAUCAGACGAUCUACAUAACGCGCGAAACGUCGCUGUUCAUUUACGAAGUGCUGGAACGCUUCUGUACGAUGGGCGAUUACGAGGAGGUAAAGGAGAUCGUACGCACCAUCCUGUCGCCGCUGAUCGAUUGCGUUUGGAAAAGCCCUGAGCAAGACGAUGCUGUGCUGGUGAACGAUUAUAAUUCGCAAAAAAUCAUUUCCCCCCUGCUGAACCUGAUGCAAACGUUGUUUCGCAAAAUCAUCGAAUCGAAGCAACGCACCCGGGUGGCGUACUUCAUACUGUACACGUACAAAUUCGAGCGAAAUCUCUGGAAGUUUACCGACACCAUGCACGAUCACACGUACCUGGCGAAAAUUUGGCAAACGCACAUUUUUGCCAACUGUGCACGGUUGUGCACGAUGGAAAUCCCGCCGGACGACACGUUCGCGGUAGAUCUGACCUUCGAUCGGUACACGAUCAACUUUCUGAACUACGUCAACUUUUCCAUACGGCGUGGUAACGUGCAAAAUGUGAUGCUUAUGGCCGAAACGCAUCACUCACUGUGGCGCAUUCUCGGAGACCGUGCGCCCGAGGAGGUGGUGCUCAAGAAUCAAAGCAUACGCUUCGGUGAUCAGAUACUGCUGCUGCAGCUCUUUCCCGUUGUGUACGAAAUGCAAUGCUUUGCGACGAAAGAUUUGCCGGAUUACAUUGAAAAGUUUUGCACCCAGCUGUACGACAUUGCUUGCGAGUUUACCAUCCGGCUGAUUUACGCCUGUCGGGACAUUUUCCAGGCCUACAAUCUGAACGUAACGGAGCUGGCAUGCAAAUCGAUACAGGGCAUUGUAACCACUCACAAGCUGCCGCGCCCGCGGGCCGUCAUCGCGUUUCAAGCGUUCGUGUACUUGCUGAAAGAGUUCCUGCCCGAUAUGUGUUGCUCGGUCGAGGGAGAAAAGGGGGCGUUCGGCAAGGCGGAUCUUAUGCUAAGCAAACCGAACCUGCUGUCGGCGAUCAUCAACGGGUUGAUGUCGUUGAUCGAGAAUUUCAAAAUCACCUGGAAGGAGUGCAUCGAAUCGACGGCGAUCGUGAACUUUAUGCUGAACCUGCUGGCCAACCCGAACCUUCCGCCAAGGCUGGUCGUACUGGCGCUAAAGCUCACGCAAACGUCUAUCGAACACUUUUUGGCACCGAAUCUUGCUCUGCUAAUGGAUAACAUAUCCGGCUCGGGACUGGAGCAUGUGGGUCACAUCAUCUACAAACGCUUGCACGAUCUCAGCUGGGAGUCUCGAGAUUCGGCGCUGGAGCUGCUCGCAUCGAUCGUCAGCAUUUCGGAAAUCAAAUUUCCCGCUUUUCAAAAGCACAUUCUCGAUUGUGAUAUCAUCCCGGUAGUGGAAGCUGCAGCAAAGAACGAUACCGAAGCGUAUGUGCGUGCGUCAGCCCUGCGGUGUUUGACGCUGAUGGUCAAGAUCCGUUUGCUGUGGGAUCAUUCCCUAUCGAAGCUCUCGUUAAUGAAUCACCUCAUUGAGGUCAUCGACAGCGAGAGUGAGGGUGUGGUGCGCCGUGAAGCAGUGAACACGGUGAAGGAAAUCUACGCCAAUCACAAAAUACAACCCCAGUGCUUGGAUAGCGUAUUUUCCGUCCUAUCGCACGCAGCCUCGAACGAUCUUUACUGGGAAGUGAAGAUCAAUGCGCUGCAGUUUUGGCGACUUGUCAUGUGUCGGCAGUUUCAACAUCAAGGAAUGAUCGACGGCACCUUCCCGGCGGUAACCUUCUCUAAGGAGCAUAAGAAAAUCGUUACCCUCACCGACCGGGAGAUUCAAACACGCCUCAUGAAGGUACUUAAUGAGCUUUCGCUGCGCGGUUGCCUUGGGGUGCUGCUCGCCUGCCUCGGAGACGAUUGUGAUCUGGGCGUGGUGAAGGAAACGAUCGCAAUCAUCAAUAAGCUGAUGUCAUACUUAAACCGGUACAAUUUUCUCGACUACUACCACGUCCUCGCGUCCAGAUUGCAAGGAGACUCAUCGGCAACAUCCGCGUCAAGUUCCACGGUGCCAGGUGUGGCAACCAGCGUUGCCGGCCAGCAGGCUCCGGCAUCCACACCCGGGAGAUUAUCUGUAAUCGAUACGAACUACUCGGAAGUUAAACCUCCGGAGCGCUCUUCUUUGGAAGCCGGUGCGCACUCAGCAAAUACGACUCACCAUGCGUCCGAUCAGAGUACGGCCACUUCCGGCGGAAAACAGGGCACUAGUGGAAGCGCAGCACCUCCGAGACAACAGCGGCGAAACGAUGCCGAUUACAACAGCGGUAACGUAGCGUGCAGUACGGCCAAUGCGGAUGAAAUCAUCGAUUCCAUCGUGAACCUGAACGACAUGAAUCUGCUGUCGGUAACGUACAAUCCACACAUGACGUCCGUAGCGACGGCGUACGGACGCCAACCGGGAGACGAUUGUGGUUGCGACGAGACGCUCCGGCAUGUGGACUUGUUCCGGCAGUUUGCCUCCGUAAGUGCGGAAGAGUUUUUGAACCGCGUGCAAACGCUCGACCUGUCCGCGAUCGUCGCCAGCCGUCAGCGAUGGUUAGAGAAUACGGAAAGCUUUGGAUCGUUGUUGGAAGACGUGCUGUUUUCGUAUUAUGCGGCCGACGUUAACGAUGCGGACUGUUACUGAGAGGUGCGUGCUGUAUUUUUUGUUUUUCAUCGCUUCUUUUUAUUUUAGUGGUAGUUUCUAAAGUAACUGUUCGCACGGGUUGUUCGUGUUCAACACAAAUAGUGAAAUGAUCCAAAAGCGUAGCGUUUCCCGCCCGAGAUGACAAAAACAGUAUCUUAAUUAACACGAUCAGUUCAAACUCAUGUUGGGAUGUCAUCAGGAUUUUUCAUUUCUGUUAAGACUUGUUUCCGACCAUCCGGUGGAUAUUUCGUUUCCGUGUCGUUUUAUUACGACGGGGUUAUCUAGCUGAAUAUUGAGUAAAUAUAACACUAGACAAGAGGAAAUAAUUUAUAAUUUUUGGAACAAUUA
Molecule: messenger RNA, 3833 nt
Organism: Anopheles stephensi (Asian malaria mosquito)
Lineage: Eukaryota; Metazoa; Arthropoda; Insecta; Diptera; Culicidae
Exons: 5
Coding region: 303-3485 (1060 amino acids)
Biological process (GO): cell population proliferation; positive regulation of protein phosphorylation; DNA damage response
Cellular component (GO): nucleus
Source: RefSeq, a predicted model, not a curated record